Molecule: messenger RNA, 1995 nt
Organism: Diversispora eburnea
Lineage: Eukaryota; Fungi; Glomeromycota; Glomeromycetes; Diversisporales; Diversisporaceae
Source: the annotation of a GenBank genome assembly
AUGGUUUCUCCUGCUGAACCUCUUGAUAUCAAAAAACGUGGAAAAUCAAAAUCCCCUCUUAAUAGUAUUCCUGAAAGAGCCAUCAGUCCAAGCUUUAAUACUGACCGAAUUAACAACAUAAAUCGUCUUGUUUCUCCUCCUCAUAACAACUUAAAUCGUCUUGUUUCUCCACCUCUUAACAACAUAAAUCUUUUGGCUUCUCCCCCUCUCAAUAACAUAAAUCGUCUGGCUUCUCCUCCUCCUCCAGAUGUUCAACAUCUUUCAAAGUCUCAACCAAAGGCAAGUUAUCAAAAUAAAUUGGAUUCUUCUUUUCCCGUUAACAAGAAUUUCGCAAAUAGUUCUGGAAGCAAUGGAAGAUUUCUUGGUUCAUACUCAUUCGGUUCUUUGGAACAAAAUCCAGAAUCUUAUAUAAUUUAUAUUCCAAAAGAAAGGAAAGCUGAAAUUGUCAAAAAGCAUCUUGUUACUGACGAGGAAUAUGCUCGUAGCUAUGGCAGCUAUGAAAGUACCAGUAUUUUACCUGAUUCUCAUUAUUCGAGUUCUCAUAAAUUACCUGGUGGUGAUGCAACACAUGAAGUUUAUAAAUGGCAAAAAGGCAUCGAAAAUGAACCCAUGAAACGUACUCGUUCUCGUUCUUUACAUAUUCCAAAACCAUAUGAUCCCGAUACUUCCAAUAUAAGAGAACCUGGUGGUUUCCGUCGUCAUCAUGUAUUGAUGAAAGCUAGAAAAGCGGGAAAAGAACCAAAUAUCAUAACACGUAAUUUUAUCGAUUUUUUGGCAAUGUAUGGACAUUUCGCUGGUGAAGAUUUAUCUGAUCAUGAAGAUGGACACGCGAAUGCGUCCCCUUCAAAAGCCGUGUUUUUAUUAUUGAAAUCAUUUGUUGGUACAGGUGUUAUGUUUUUACCUAAAGCAUUUUAUAAUGGCGGUAUGGCCUUUUCUCUAAUUUUUUUGAUUGCGGUCGCUGCGAUUUCGUUAUGCGCAUUUUUAUUAUUGGUCGAGACACGGUUCUAUGUUCCAUAUAGUUUCGGUGAUAUUGGCGGUGUUCUUUAUGGUCGUUGGAUGAGACUUGCAGUAUUAUUUUCGAUAACUAUUUCACAGAUUGGAUUUGUAUGUGCUUACAUGAUUUUUGUUGCACAGAAUAUUGGGAGUGUUGUUUUUGAAGUUACUGGAAUCGAACGAGAUGUGGCUUGGUAUUUAAUGGCUCAACUUGCUGUUUUCAUGCCACUCGCUAUGAUCCGUCGUAUUUCUAAGCUAUCAUUCACGGCAUUGAUCGCGGACGCUUUUAUCAUGUUUGGACUUUUAUAUCUUUAUUAUUAUGAUAUUUCAUUAUUAGCGACUAAGGGUAUGGGAAAAAUAGAAGCAUUCAAUUCUUCCGACUUUGCUCUGUUCAUUGGCACAGCUGUCUUCACCUUUGAAGGAAUUGGAUUAAUUAUCCCAAUCACUGAAUCAAUGAAAGAACCGGAAAAAUUCCCUAAAGUUCUUACUGGUGUAAUGAUUUUUAUUACUUUUAUUUUUACUUCGAUUGGGGUUUUAUCUUACGCCGCCUUCGGUGAAAAUGUUGAGACCGUAGUUAUCCUAAAUUUGCCGGCCGGAGAUCCAGUUGUUCAAGCCGUCCAAUUUUUAUACGCCUUAGCUAUCCUUCUCUCCAUUCCCUUGCAACUAUUUCCGGCUUUAAGGAUUAUGGAACAAGGAUUAUUCGAAAAAAGUGGGAAGGAUGAUCGUUUGGUUAAAUGGCAGAAAAAUGUAUUCCGUUGCUUAACGGUGAUUGCAUGUGGCUUAAUUUCAUAUGGUGGCUCGCGUGAUCUAGAUAAAUUUGUAUCUCUGAUAGGUUCUCUUGCAUGUGUUCCGCUUUGUUUUUUGUAUCCCCCACUGUUCCAUUUUAAGGCUGCAGCGCAUACUCUCAAAGCUCAACUAUUAGAUAUAUUUAUAUUUGUAUUUGGGCUUUUUUCAUUGUUAUAUACAUCAUACGUGACACUUGAUAAAUGGGGUGACAUUUAA